Molecule: messenger RNA, 2919 nt
Organism: Scheffersomyces coipomensis
Lineage: Eukaryota; Fungi; Ascomycota; Pichiomycetes; Serinales; Debaryomycetaceae
Exons: 1
Coding region: 1-2919 (972 amino acids)
Biological process (GO): protein localization to prospore membrane
Cellular component (GO): prospore membrane
Source: RefSeq, a predicted model, not a curated record
AUGACGCUAGCAUCUGACAUUUUGACGCCUGUAGUUGAAAUACCAAAGAAUUCAUUCAUUGCCAGUAGAUUAAUCUAUGAGGACCCUGAAACCAUCACUAAUUCUUCAAAAUGUAUCUUAUUAGGCACAAUACCUCAUAUUUGGCUGGACGAUCAAGGUCCUGGUGUAUUAUCACAAGCAUCGUUUCGUGCUAAAAGGAAGGUGAAGCAAAGGUUUAGAAGUGCCACCAAUACUAUUAAUAGCACGUUGGCAUUGAAUUUCAAGUCAUCAAAUACAGCAACCAGUUCAGAUUCAACCCAAGAUACACUCAAUGUAUUUCUGGCAGAUAUAAUAGAUGCAGAAUCAGAUACGUCAACGGAAUCGCUGCUGUUAAUGACUCCUGAAAUAGAUCUUGAACCAAAGGUUAAACCCCAUAUACCAAGUUAUCUCAAAUAUAUCAAACAAUCAUCAAUAAGCAACGUUGUUAAUGAUACUGUCUCCCAUCACGAUAAUGAAUCAUUAUUACCCCGUUUACUCGUCCAUGAAGAUAACUUAUCAGUAUUACCUACUCGAUCAACUUCAAGUCGUUUAACUUCAACUGUUCCUACUCCAGAACAUUUCAUUGAUGAUGAUUAUGUUACGGAAGAUUCAUCAGCUAAAAGAGAACGACUUAACUUUAUGCUGAAAUUACAUAAUUUUUCAUCAACAUCAAGACGAAAAGCUAAAGAUAAAUCAAGUAGAAUCAAGGCAAAAAUUCACCAAAAUUUAUUAAAAAAUUAUGAAGCAGGUGAAAUCUUUAAAGUAGAUAAAGUAUUAACAUUAAUCAAAUUUGUCGAAAAAUCUAAUCUCAUGUCUUCAUUUAAUGAAGAUGAGCCUUGUGAUUCGAGAAUAUAUGAAAGAAGAAAAGAAUGUAUUAUCAUGUUAAGAAGAGGACUUAAUACUCAAUCUCCUAUUAUUGUACAAAUGUAUGAUAUUCAUCUGGUUUCCCAUGAAAGUAAAAAAGAUCCUGAUUUUUCAUUCCCAUUAUUGGAUAUUGUGGGAGCUCAUUAUUAUAGUGAAUUUGAUAAGUCGGUGUAUUUAUCAAUGCCACAAGAAAAUGGAGUUCUUAUAUUCAUUUUGAAAUUUCAUGAUACAUUUGCAGCUACAAGUUGGUUAUAUUUUAUAAAGCAAGCUUUGGGUCAUGAAUUGGAUCUGAUAUUUCAUAUUAAUUUACCUGAUUUAAAACUUUCAUUAGAUAUAGAAAUUCCCAAACAUGUUAUGGAAGAGUAUACCUCACCAUCGCAGAAGAAACAUACCACUCUUAAACGUAUUGAUAAUGAUUAUCGGGUUGGGUAUGAUCCAAUUUUCGAAUAUCUAAUUGAUUUCAUUAAUAGAGAACUUUGUAAAAUGGGGUUUGAAACAUUGGUAAAAGAAACUAAACGAUUCUGGUUUUGUUUUCGUCAUUAUGAUAGAAUUGAUUGGGUUCAAAAUAAUAGUGAAUUGUUUUUCAUGCAACAUCAGAUGUUAUCUAGUAAAUUUCAACUAGAAUUAAGAAGUAUUGGUAUAAAUUCUGAGCAAGAUGAACUACUUGGAACUGAACCAAGUUCGAUCGAAGGUUUCCUUGUUAGAUUGACUAAUACUGCCGGAAAGAAGAAAAGUUUUUUAAGAUCAUUUCAUAAAAUUCUGUAUUUCUAUACUUGUGAUCUGCUUCUUUUCUUCACAAAAUAUUAUCGUGCUGUACCACCAUCUCCCGAUAAUAUAUUUAUGGAAUCUGAAGAGUCUUAUGAAAGAGUUGCUCAUACCAUUCCUGAAAUUUAUCAGCAUUCACCUUGUGAUAUAAAUGUUGAUGAAAAUGGAAAACUUCCUUUUAAAAAUAAAGAUGAAUUCAUUCAUAAAGAUGAGAUAGCAUUAACUGAAUUAGGGAGAAGAUCGCUGCAACUUAUUAAAGCAGAAGCGAUGAUAGAUUUAUCCCUUGUCAAAGAAAUCAGAUCAAUACCUAUGAGUAAGAUAACAGGAACUCAAAAAUUAUUAAUGUGUGUAUUAUAUUACUCAGAUUCAAGUUUAGUUGAUAAAGAGCUGAUUGUUGAUUCAGGGUUUGAAAUUGAAAUGACUAAUGGUAGUGUUUUACGAUUACAAGCUCCAAGUUGUUGUGUACGAGAUGAAUGGGUUAAACGACUUAUUGGGUUAUGUAAGUAUUGGAAAUUAUAUAAACGAAAUCAAUUAGAGAAGGUUGUUGUCAUUAGGAAAAUGAAUCAAGAAUCCUUACAUAUAGAUGAAUAUGGAGAUUCUAAUAUUGAUCGAGAAGCAAAUGAUCUUGAUUUUGCUCGAUCGUAUGCUGAUCCUACAAUUCAUGGAUUUGAAGCGAUUUCUAUUAAUAAAUGUAUUUUAAUAUCAGGAUACUUGUUUCAAAAAUCCAAAAAGCAUUCUAAUUUUAAUCAAUUUUAUGUGAUUUUAUGUCCUGGAUUUUUAGUUUUAUUUUCGAUAUUUCGUCGAUCUAAAAAAUCAGGAACAUGGAAACAAACGGCAUCAUUUGAUCAUUUCCUUACUAUUCCUAUUUCAAGUUGUUAUCUAUAUUCUGGUAUUUCUACGAGUAUUGAUUUAUUAGAAAGACUGAAAGAGAUUCAACCUCAAAAUCCUGAACGUCAUUCACUUCCUCGACUUUAUCCUGAUGGAUGGAAAUCAUCCGAAGAAGAACAGAUUCGAUGUUUUACUUUAUGGUUUGGAAGUAAACGAGGAAUAAUGGGAUAUGAAAAGGCUAUAUCGAAAUAUAAUCCUGAGGAUAGAAUUAAAAUUGGAUCGUUUGAUAGUUCAGAGAAGAAUCCGAAUUUAGCUAAAUUGGUCCUGAAGGUAGGUUUAACUGGUCGAAGUAUUGUCUUCAUGGCUCGAUCCAGACAAGAGAGGGAAAUGUGGGUUUCAAAAAUCCAAUCUGAAUUAGAUCGAAGUGUGAAAGUAUCUAAUUAA